AUGGCCUCGAAUGAUGAUAAGGCAGCUCAACUGCGCGAGUAUAUUUUCUCGCAACCGGCAUCCGCUUUAGCCAACAACCCAUGGGCCGUAACCAACGCUAUCGAGACCUUCGCCGACACGUACGGGCUGAGGAUGAUCUUCAGAGGAAACAAGCUGGAGCUAGCACGAGAGCAGAUAAUGGCACAAAAGCCAGCUCCGCGCACAAUAAUCGAGUUCGGCACGUUCGUCGGUAAAUCCGCCCUCGCCUGGGGCGCCAUCCUGCGUGACAUCCACGGUGAGAACUUGCCGGCAGAUGUGAAGGUGUACACAUUCGAAAUGGAUGCUGUCAUGGCGGCGCUGGCGCGGGAUCUGGUUAAGCUGGCAGGUCUGGAAAGCACAGUCCAUGUGUUGGAGGGACCCGGUAGUGAGUCCCUGCAAAAGCUGGUCUCUGAUGGCGCAGUCAAGUCCGUUGACAUGGCCUUCUUCGACCACUGGGAGGAGUUCUAUCUGCCUGAUUUGCAACUUGUCGAACGACUCAAGCUCUGGCGUGUCGGGUCGCUCGCCAUUGCCGAUAACACUGAUUACCCGGGUGCGCCGGCAUAUCGCCAGUAUGUCCAGGAUGGGGGCAGCGGGCUGGCUGGCGCGGUGAAAUAUGAGAGCUGCUCGCUGAAGACACAAGGGUUGAAGCAAGGCCCGCCACGCUGUCUGGAGCCCCAGACUCGACUAUGUACCGCUCCUUGUGCACCACCACCACCCUCUUCUGGGCUGACAUUCAUUUCCUGCAGGGCUGUCUUCUCGCUGAUCAUCAUUAACAAGGCCGGCGGUCUGAUCUACCAACGCGAAUUCCAAGCCGGCCUGCGCAAGCUCUCAACCAAUGACUACUUGGUUCUAGCGGGCACCUUUCACGGGUAG
Molecule: messenger RNA, 891 nt
Organism: Penicillium lagena
Lineage: Eukaryota; Fungi; Ascomycota; Eurotiomycetes; Eurotiales; Aspergillaceae
Product: O-methyltransferase
Exons: 2
Coding region: 1-891 (296 amino acids)
Biological process (GO): vesicle-mediated transport
Cellular component (GO): TRAPP complex
Molecular function (GO): O-methyltransferase activity
Source: RefSeq, a predicted model, not a curated record